Molecule: messenger RNA, 1483 nt
Organism: Nicotiana tabacum (common tobacco)
Lineage: Eukaryota; Viridiplantae; Streptophyta; Magnoliopsida; Solanales; Solanaceae
Biological process (GO): positive regulation of DNA-templated transcription
Cellular component (GO): nucleus
Molecular function (GO): DNA-binding transcription factor activity, RNA polymerase II-specific; sequence-specific DNA binding
Source: RefSeq, a predicted model, not a curated record
AGAGCCGGACUCUUGCUGGUUAUAAAUGUUAAUCCCCUUCUACCUCUGGAAGAAUCUCCUUUCCUAUUCCUAUUUCGUUAUUUCCUCUCUUAUUCUCCCUCUUUAUCUGCUUCUUACAUUGUUUUCUUCACUUCAUGUUGAGUCUUCAUCUCUCUUCUUUGCUGAAUAUUUACUCUGACCCCUGACAUUUCCUUAGUACUGAUCACAACCUUCUUAUAGUCGCAAUUGACAAACUUUUAACUUAAUUCAAGAACCCCCAUUUUCUUUAUUUCAUUCUCCUCUCACUUAAGUCAAAAAGCCACAAGUAAAAGCGUCAGGGUUAAAGAAGGAAGUAUGGAGGUUGCAAGAGUUUAUGAAGGUUCUAACGUGAAUAGCCACAACGGCUUUAUACUUCCAAAUGAAAUUUUUCCUCCACCUUCUAAAGUUCUUGAUUCUCUCUGGAUUUCCAAUUCCUCCCCCACUUUUCAUGGCUCUGUUUCCAUGGUUAAUUUCAACGAUACCCGAGGAAAAAAGACUAAAGAGAGGUCAUUCUUCCCUUCACUUGACAAGGAAGAAAAUAGCAACGAGGAUUAUCAAGUAUCCUUUCACCAACCCGAAAAGAAAAGCCGACUCUUGCCAAAACAAGUUCAGUUUCUUGCGAAAAGUUUUGAGGUAGAAAACAAGCUUGAACCAGAGAGAAAAAUCCAAUUGGCUAAAGAAAUUGGAUUGCAGCCUCGGCAGGUUGCUAUUUGGUUUCAAAACCGGCGAGCCCGGUACAAGAGUAAACAACUUGAGAAGGAUUAUGAUGUGCUAAAAGCUAGUUUUGAUAAACUCAAGGAUGAAUAUGAUAGCCUCUUCAAAGAGAAUGAGAACUUGAGAAAUGAGGUUCAUUUGCUUAAAGAAAAGUUGUUCGACAGAGUGAAUGGGGAGCAAAAUUCAGAACAAAAGGAACCCAUUAGUCCACUUAAUACAGAAGCUCAGAAUUCUACUACAAAUAUGCAGAAUUUAACAAUGAUGGUCUGCAAACAAGAAGAUGCAAGUUCAGCAAAAAGUGAUAUUCUUGAUUCAGACAGCCCAUGUUAUGCUGACGAGAAUUAUACUUCUUUUUUGGAGCCUACUGAUUCUUCACAUGUAUUUGAAACAGAAACAUCGAAUUUUUCUCAAGAAGAUGACAGCCUAUGCUGGAGUCUGUUGCCCUCAUUAUGCUUCCCAAAGCUUGAAGAUGACCUACCAGUAAAUUCUUGCAAUUUGAGUUUCCAAAUUGAGGAUCAAUCUUGGUUCUGCCAUUAUUAAUUUUCUUGUUCAACAUUGGCUCGAUUAUAAGGGGUUAAAAUCCUUUGUUAUUCCCUUUCUACUUUUUAAACUUCUGCAAUAACAAUAAUAAUACUAAUCUGUAUAUAGAUUCAUUAGGAGUUUAGGACGAGAUGUAAGAUCUUUGUUUCUUCCAAAAUGUUCUAAUUGGCCCUUUCUUUAGCUCAAAAACAAAUGGUACUAUUGAGGUGAA